Molecule: messenger RNA, 1353 nt
Organism: Penicillium oxalicum
Lineage: Eukaryota; Fungi; Ascomycota; Eurotiomycetes; Eurotiales; Aspergillaceae
Product: MCT family MFS transporter
Exons: 5
Coding region: 1-1353 (450 amino acids)
Biological process (GO): transmembrane transport
Cellular component (GO): fungal-type vacuole membrane
Molecular function (GO): transmembrane transporter activity
Source: RefSeq, a predicted model, not a curated record
AUGAGCGAAGACAAUACUCAUCCACGUGGUGGCCCGUCCAGUGACGGUUCGACCACGACACGUGCACCCUCGGAACGUUCCACGCCGUCCAUGAUCAAUCAAGAGGCGAACGACAAUGAUAUGGAAAAGGGGAGGUCGACUGCCGACCCAAUCGACUCCAAGGCCACCCAGGUACAAGAUGAAUCUCUCCCAGAAAAGACCCAGAUCGGCACAGGGCCUCCAGCUCUCACAGCAACUCCGAGUCCUGGACCUCCUCCCGAUGGAGGCGCCGAGGCGUGGAUGUCCGUGCUGGGCGCCUUUUGCGGAUUAUUUGUCAGUUUUGGAUGGAUCAAUUGUAUUGGAAUCUUUCAGACGUACUAUGAGACUCAUCAACUGCGCAAUCUGUCGACGAGUACCGUGACCUGGAUCACAUCGUUGGAGACAUUUGUCAUGUUCUUUGUGGGCCCCAUCUUCGGUACUCUCUUCGACAACUACGGUCCCCGUGCCAUUCUCCUCGGGGGCACCUUUUUCCACGUCUUCGGCCUGAUGAUGGCUUCCCUCUCCACCGAGUACUACCAAUUCAUCCUGGCUCAGGGAAUCUGCAGCCCCCUCGGCGCAAGUGCCAUCUUCAACGCCAGCGUCAACUCCGUCAGCACCUGGUUCGCCAAACGACGAGCCUUUGCCCUGGGCAUCACCGCCUCGGGGUCCAGUCUCGGCGGAGUCAUUUUUCCCAUCAUGGUCUCGAAUCUCAUCCCCAAGCCAUUUGAUAUCAUGAAUUUCGUCCGGCCCUUGAAGGAUGUCAAAUUUGUGGUCACGGUGGCGGCGUGCUUUUGUUUCUUUUGGGGCAUGUUCUUGCCCUUUACGUUUGUGAUCACCCAGGCUCAACGAUAUGGCAUGUCCGAGCAUCUGUCGCUGUACUUGAUUCCAAUCCUCAACGCGGCCAGCAUCUUCGGCCGAACUCUUCCCGGCUACCUCGCCGACCGAAUCGGUCGAUACAACAUCAUGAUCUUCUUCAGCUAUCUCUCCGCCAUCCUAGUUCUCGCCCUCUGGCUACCCUCCCGCAGCAACGUCCCCGCCAUCAUCUUCAGUGCCCUCUACGGCUUCAGCUCCGGCGCCUUUGUCUCCAUUGUUCCGGCCUUGAUCGCCCAGAUUUCCGACCUGCGCGAGGUCGGCGUCCGAAACGGAACGUGUUUCUCCAUCAUCUCGUUUGCCGCACUGACCGGCACACCUAUCGGGGGCGCCUUGGUCCCGGAUGUGCUGACGGGGUCGUAUACCAAGUUGCAGGUGUUCUGUGGCGUGGUGAUGAUGGCCGGGUCGACCUUGUUUGUGGUGGCACGGAUCGUAGUGGGAGGUUGGAAAUUGGGCAAGGUGUAA